This is a messenger RNA of Phycodurus eques (leafy seadragon), 2732 nucleotides long. It is a transcript of the gene gen1, whose product is annotated as flap endonuclease GEN homolog 1. Bases 1 to 2550 code for a protein of 849 amino acids. Gene Ontology annotation, molecular function: 5'-flap endonuclease activity; four-way junction DNA binding. NCBI's taxonomy places the organism in Eukaryota, Metazoa, Chordata, Actinopteri, Syngnathiformes, Syngnathidae. The transcript is spliced from 13 exons. The record is from RefSeq and is a predicted model, not a curated record.
AUGGGUGUACACGACCUGUGGUCUAUCAUCGAGCCUGUUCGAGAGUCGGUGCCGCUGUACAGUCUGAGCGGAAAGACGCUUGCGGUCGACCUAAGUUUGUGGGUUUGCGAGGCCCAGCAUGUCCAAGCAAUGAUGGGCAGAGUCACGAAGCCCCAUUUGAGGAAUCUAUUUUUCCGGGUGUCGUCUCUCGUUCUUAUGGGGGUCAAACUGGUGUUUGUAAUGGAAGGAGAGGCUCCGAGACUGAAAGCAGAGACCAUGAGCCAGAGGACUGCAAACCGAUUUGGAGGCCCCCCAAAAGUCUCUAAGUCCUCCACUAACACCAGCAGAGGGCGCUUUAAUGCAGUGUUAAGAGAGUGUGCAGAGAUGCUUGACUGCCUGGGAGUGCCGUGGGUGGUUGCUGCAGGGGAGGCUGAGGCCAUGUGCGCACACCUGGACUCACACAGUCUUGUGGAUGGUUGCAUCACCAAUGAUGGAGAUGUGUUCUUGUACGGGGCACGGACCGUCUACAGAAACUUCAAUAUGAACUCCAAAGACCCCAAGGUGGACUGCUACAAGACCUCCCGUGUCCAAACGGAGUUGCGUCUCUCCAGAGAGAAUCUUGUUGGUCUGGCAAUCCUCCUCGGAUGUGAUUACAUUCCCAAGGGAAUCCCCAGUGUCGGUAAAGAACAAGCUCUCAAGCUGAUUCAGACCAUUAAAGGACAGACUCUCUUGCAGAGGUUCAUGCGGUGGAAGGACGAGGCGGCGUGCGUGUCUCAGGGAGUCGUGAAGAAGCUUCCCCACUGCCACAUAUGUCGACAUCCCGGCUCCGCCAAAGCCCACGAACGCAGCGGCUGUGUGCUUUGUGACAGUCAACGAUUCUGCCAACCUCAAGAUUUUGACUACCACUGUCCCUGUGACUGGCAUCGCUCAGAACGGACACGCCAGGCCCAGUCCAUCGAGGCAAAUAUCAAAAAGAAAACGCUGGCGAGUCAGCAGUUCCCGUUUACAGAGAUUAUCAACGAGUUUCUGCUAUGCAAGGAAAAACCUGUCGCAAACUUCAAAAGGAGGCAGCCAAAUCUGCUGUCAAUGCAGAAAUUUGCUCUUGACAAGAUGGAGUGGCCAAAGCACUACACCAGUGAAAAGGUUUUAGUUCUGAUGACCUAUACAGAGCUGAUGAACAGAAAGUGUGGCAGAAUUAUGUCAUCGCAAAUCAAGCCCAUCCGGAUAUCGAAACAACGCGUGAGGAAUUCAGUUUCUUGCUUCGAAGUCAUCUGGAGCACACCAGAUCAUUACGUGUUUCCAGAGGAUCAGCCCGCCAAGGAGCAGCACGAGGUGAGGUCGGUGGAGGAGGCGAGCCUCUUCCGUGUGGCCUUCCCAGAGGUGGUGGAGAGCUACCUGAAUGAAAAAGCUUUGGCUGAAGAGAAAAAGACUAAAAAGAGGAACCCAAAGAGUAAAAAGGAAAAGACGCCUGAUGAAGCCGAUGAGGUUUUGGACCUCCUAGCGCAGAUGACACUUCAGAGCUCCCCUCCAGAAAAGGCAAAGACCCAAAAGUUGCCUUCCGUUCUUCCAAACAUGCAGGAAGUGGUGCUUCUGGACACACCAGUGAGCCAAAAACAUCAGGGACUCACAGAAAUUUGUCCCGGUAUGCCUCUUUCUCAGGCAGAUUCCUCACCGUCCGUCUCCGCCGCUAUCGACACACUCCACCUGAGUGACAUCGACUGGGACGCUUUGUCCUUCACUGCCACCCCGCCGCCUCAAACGGUUCCAAAGGCCCCACCACAGAGCACCGCGGAGCCCAUUGGGGAUGACGUCAAGGACAUGGUGGAAGCUGAGCUGAAAACUUCUACUACUCAACAUUCCGAUGCUGGUCCAGAGCACUGUUUCACUGAAUGUCCUCUACGGGACAGGCUGCUUAUGAGACACACAAGCACAGCAACGGAAGCACACAACAAUAAGGUCCCCAAACAACUAUGCUACCUUGUACCAAUUUUAAAACCCAUUGCAGACACUCGUAGAGAAAGCGAUGGUAUCAAAAUAUCAGGGGAAGCAACCCCAGCAGUGCAAAGCCAGACAAGGACGGACAAAAGGCCUCCUCACAAGUACAAAUUUGUCAGAGCUGCAGCUGCAAAACUGCAGAGGUGCCACUCAGAGCCAUGCCAGGCAGACAAAGACAGAAAGGCGACCGUCAAGAAGACCGUGUGCAUGAGCGUGUGUUCAUCCAGCGAGGACAGUGACGCGGACAACCAGCAGAUCAGAGCUCGCGGAACCGCCGAGAGCAAGCACACGUACAAGCCCAAGGGACGGAUGCCGUCAGAUCUCCCUCCGAAGCUUGUUUGUGGACCACUUAAAACCACCUCUGAGAUUGUCCAAUCCUUGAUGCCCAAAUGUGUGGAGAAUGGAGAUCAUGUCACAAACCUUCAAAGCAAAACCAAGGUAGAAACCCACGUUGAUGUCGUGUUCCUUCCCACUCCGGCGUCCCCCAGCAUCGUGUUAGAUAGCGACGAUUCAGUCGUUUGCGGGGACAGCCCUUUGCCGCUGGCAGAGAGACUCAAGCUCAAGUUGUUCAAGUGAGAAGCAGGACCAAAAAGAUUUCAAAUGCAACACAAAUUCAUCAUGACGAGGCAAGGUACUCUAUCUCUAAUCUCAACAAUUUACAAGCACGCUCACCGUACACGUUAGGCACAAAGAAAUCUGCUUUUAAAAACAAAGGCACACUAUCUGCAAGUCCAAAAGAAGCAUCCAUAUUUGGAACA